ACGACGAGACACGCCAUGCACCUGGGCUGAUAAAGUGCUGCCAGUGGUCACCGGAGACAGUCACUAAGCGGUGCCCGACGCGAACGGUUCCCUCCGGAAGGGCUUCCACAGUAUCGGAUCAGAAACCGACCAGUUUGCCCACGGAAGCGUAACUUUGGUGCACCACCAUGGAUCCCAGUAUUCUAGCAACCAUGGACCGUGACGCACUGAAAAAGCAGAUCGAAAACAUGAAGUACCAGGCCUCGAUGGAGCGAUGGCCGUUGUCGAAGAGUAUCGCAGCCAUGCGAGAGUACGUGGAGGAGAACGAAAAGAACGAUCCACUGAUUCACGCACCGGACAAGAAGAACAAUCCGUGGGCCGAAAAGGGCAAAUGUGUCAUCAUGUAAAUAGUGUUCUCCCUUCUACCAAACUACUACUACCCACUGCUACUACCACUACUACUAGUACUUCUUCUACUACUACUACUACUACUACUACUCACCGCUACUACCACCAUCUCGACAGCGACAGCAUCCAAUUGUAAUUUUACUCAGCUCGGGUUCAGUUCCGAGCGGCAGCGAACGGCAACCAAAGGCCAAGAAAACACAGAAUCGCCGAGGCUAGUUCCGAACUCGCAAUCACACACACACACAUCACAGAAGCGAAGCAAUCAAACAAACGCUACCUCCUCUUCUCUGUUUGGUGGCUGUUUUUUCGUUAGCCCAUUUUGGAGCCGAUUAAACAAGGAACAGAAUAAAAACCUUCCUUUUUCAAAUUAUUGGUUAGGACUUUGUGGUUCAAAAUUGAACGCAAAAACCAACCAACCGAUGACCAUGAAAGGACUUUUUGACAAGCAGCUUACGAGCGUAGGGAUUUCAAAGGUUACGGUGAUUGAGAAAGAAGUUCUGUUUUCAUCAUGGAACGUGGCAUAUAAUUUUCACCUGGCGAAGCGAACGAUGCUGCUGUGAAUCGGAAACUGCAUAAUGGUACAAUGCAAAAUGUAAAUUUUGUAGACGUCCCGGCCAUUGUUAGGAUGCGAACAAUGUUUUUCGAACUGAUUCACUACCCAUUUUUACCCUCACUUCGAUCAUGGUUUCCACCGAACGCCGAAGCUGGUAGAGAAGAGUUACAGAGCGCCAUAAGCACAGAGAAGAGGAACAAUAGAAAGGGACCUCCCCCCCGUGGCGCGGUAUGUGUAUGUGUGCUGUGUUUUGCGAUGGCAAGGAACUGCCACUGCGCGAAGGAUUGAGCGUAAAGGCCGUGAAAAUGUGCAAUCUCCAUCCAAGAUCUGCUAUUGUUUAAGGUCGUCUCAGAUCGACGACGAGUCCCGGAUCUCAGACGCCGUUAGAGCGAGCUCGCGACAGAGAGAGAGAAUCAACGAAAUGGAAGCAGCAAGCAAUCUUUCAAUGUGCAAAAUGGAUCGUACGAUAAAUUAAUGUAAAUCAAUUGAAAACAUUGGAAAAGAAGAUGAGAAAGCAACUACAUAACUUGGGCCACGUUUUCUUUACGACGUUUUUCCGUUUCACGUAACCAAUCCGCCAGUCGAUCGCCAAAUUGCUCCCUUCUCACCGCUGCGCUGUACAGAUGGGCACCUGUAUAAAACUCAUACACAAACACACGCACACACACACAGUGGUGCCGUAUGUGUGUGUGUG
Anopheles cruzii is the source of this 1634-nucleotide messenger RNA. RefSeq names its product guanine nucleotide-binding protein subunit gamma-e (gene Ggamma30A). Bases 168 to 386 code for a protein of 72 amino acids. The record is from RefSeq and is a predicted model, not a curated record. Gene Ontology annotation, molecular function: G-protein beta-subunit binding. The transcript has 3 exons. Gene Ontology annotation, cellular component: heterotrimeric G-protein complex. Gene Ontology annotation, biological process: phospholipase C-activating G protein-coupled receptor signaling pathway; sensory perception of taste. NCBI's taxonomy places the organism in Eukaryota, Metazoa, Arthropoda, Insecta, Diptera, Culicidae.